AUGAGUGAUGAAACAAAAGGCGGCGGGGCAGCUGAGGUCGCGGCCGCAGUGGCGGCCGAAAUGCAAGAGAUGGAUCUGAGCAACGAGCUCAGGGCCCGCUGCAACACUGGCGCGAAGCAAAGGAUUCCAAUCAUCUGCAUCGGGUUCCACCAGGCGGAAGCCGACUUCGAGGGGGUGCGCGUCGGGGAUCUCCCCGUGGAGAAGCACAAGGGCAUGGCGGGGUACACCUCGUUCACGCAGCACUGCAAGGACACGGCCAAAGGGUGCCUUAAGGAAAUAUAUUGCCGCAGCGGCGGCGAAGUUCUCUGCGGCACGCUUUCGCACUCGCAUUUGGCAAUCAUUAUGCGGGCCAUCGGCGCGGGGGCAAAGUGGGAGAUCCCUACAGACGACCUGGCCCCUGCGCAGGUGGCAACGCUGCAGCUCAUGUGCGAGGCCAUGAAUCGGCCACAGGCGUUCUCCAUGCGGACGUCGGAGCUGGAGGCGAUGAAAAUACUCUCCUCAGAGAUCAAGAACGCAAACGCGGACGGCAGCGACACAAUCACCUACGAGAGCGCGAUGCAGGCGGCAUGUGCCCGACUGGGGAGCUCCCCCUUCCGACCCCUCCUCUGCGACUUCUGCGACUUCAUCCUGAACCUGGGCGCCGAUGAAGGCCCUCACGUGCGGGAACUCAUCGACUUCGUCGAGACGUACGUCAAUUCUGCUACGAGAAUGUUGCGCCUGCCUGCGUUCGGCCUCGCGGGGGAGGUGAGCGCGCAGUUCCCCCGCGCGAAGGUGGCCAUCAUCAUGCGGGCCUACAGGUUGCCGUCCAGGAAGGCUUCCGAACAGGCGGGGGCGCCAGGCUGGUGCAUCGAGCCCGAACUCGCGUGGAAGCAGCGAGCAUUGGGGCCGCAGUUGCGGCUCAUGGAGGAUGUUCUCCACGCGCACCACGUGGCCCUGAGAACAGAAAUCGCGAAACGCCUUGACAACAACGCCUCGGCGGUGGUUCAGUUUCUGACCAACGUCAACAUCCAGUGCCACAGCGCCAUGGCCGUCGUGGUCAAGGGGGCCAACCCCUCGACGGCGAAGGCCAGCGAGGCGCUCUUGCAGGGGCGCAGGGCGGCGUGCACGAACGCCCCGCCGACGGAAAAAACUGCCGAGCUCACGGCGACCUUCCAGGCGCAGGAGGACUGGGAUUGGUUGGACUUUGCAACGCUGCCGCCCGAAGAAAAGACAACCGCAACGUCGGCUCAGGAAAAGGGAGGCGGGCCCGCCGCGCAGCCCGUGGCGAUCGCGCCCAGAGCGAUCACUGGGCGCCCCGAGAACGAACAGGCCACCGUUGAGGAGGGAGAGAGGCCAGCAACGUGGUUGCCACUGCCAGUCACGGAGUGGUUGGGCCAGGCAGCCGCCAGGGACAUGGGCAAGAAGGAGGCCUACAUAGGAGCGGUGCUGCAGGUGCUACGAGAGAAGCACUUGGCGCUCUGUUCGCGCGUUGAACAGGGCGCAGAAUCGAACCUACCUGUGGCCCUGAGCCGCCGCGCAACGAGCAACAAAGUGAAAGCGUGCACAAAAGCCGCAGUGGCGGCUGGCAAACUCGCGUCGUGGCCACGCGCGCCGAAGCAGAACAAAGCGUGGGAUGCGAUCGGCCACAAAGACAAAGUUCACGUAGAUGUGUGGGCCAAGAACCCAGAAGAGCCUGCGAAGACUUCGUUCUACAUGCAUCCGGAGUUUGCCGCGCCCGAAAGCAAGACGUCCUACGAUGUGGAGUUCGCACCAAAGGAAGUGAGCAUAGUCAUCUGCGGGCGGGUCAUCUGCAUCCGAAUCCCAGUGGCGACCAACGCGGUGGAUCUCCAGGCGGGCGAGGAACUGAUCAUGGAAGACACACAUGUGAAGAGGAAGAAGGAAGCGGCCCCGACCGACUGGAGGAAAACCGCGAAGAAGGCCAGAGCGAAGCCGAAGAGCCAGCCGCAGCAGCACAAAACCGCUUUCGACGAAAAAGGCCACCAGGACAUCUGA
This is a messenger RNA of Prorocentrum cordatum, 1992 nucleotides long. The record is from the annotation of a GenBank genome assembly. NCBI's taxonomy places the organism in Eukaryota, Dinophyceae, Prorocentrales, Prorocentraceae.